AUGCCACGGCGACGAUCGCCCGCGUUGUUGCUGGGCCUUAGCCUUCCUUCGCUUCUAAGCUUGGACAGGUCAGGUUCGCUCUUUGUGGGAUGGUCAGGAGCUCCGGGGAGAGCUCAGCUUGCUAGCAAAGCGACCAAGCAGCUUUGGGAUUCGGCUUGGGAUGCCCUGAUCCCCGCUGGGCCGGACGGCAGCUCGAUCAGCAAUCCGGAGCUGCUUCGGCUGGUGAAAGAGAGUAUAGACGAGACUUAUUUCGACGACGAUGGACUCCGGCAACUCCCAAAGGUGGAAGACCGUCCCGGUGGGAAAAGUUUCUUUGAGCGGAUGAACGAAACUUUCUGGGCCUACGGUCCUGUGGUCGUCGCGCCUCUGGGGCCGCUGCGAACGGUCAGCGUCUCGGACCCUGGCAUGGUAAAGUAUAUCCUUUCUCAAAGGGAGCUGUUCGGCAAGGGGUUCCUUUCGGCGGUUGGUCAGGAUAUCUUUGGCAAGGCGCUGAUCACAGCAUCGGAUCGUGAACUUUGGCAGUCGAGACGAGCUGCAACAAGUGCAGGAUUCCACGCACAGUGGUUGAGGAGCCUUUCUGAGGAUUUUGUGCAUUGCACUACUCAAGCCAUGCGGCUUCUGGAUGAUCGGGUCCGGUAUGGAGAGGUGGUAGACAUGGAAAGCUUCUUUCUGAACUUGGCCCUCGACACCGUUGGUCGCACCAUCUUCGGCUAUGACUUUCAAGCGAGCGAGCAGCCUCCCAACAGCCCGCAGUCGCCGAUUGUGAGGGCAGUCUACCGGGUGCUGAAAGAGACAGAGUACAGACAAGCCAACCUUGCGAACCUGCUGUUCAUGGGGGCUCCGGACACAUUGGUGGACGUCGCAGCUCCAAGCGUGGCGGAGUACAGGCAAAGCCUUCGGAGCAUUGAUGCGGUACUCGACGAUGUCAUCGGUGCAGCGUUGCUUGAACAGAGGCUCACAGAUGAAGCAGAACUCCGCCGGCGAUCCGGUGGUACGCUCCUCCAGUUCAUCGUAGACCUCCGUGGAAAUCAGGCGAACAGAGAGCAGCUCCAGGAUGACCUGCGGACUUUGCUGAUUGCGGGCCAUGAAACAGUGGCCAGUACACUAACGUGGGCCAUCUAUGAGCUGGCGAAGACUCCCGAGGUCAUGGCAAAGGCCAAGAGGGAGGUUGAGAGAGUCUUGGGUGGUCGUUCCUCGCCCACCUACCAGGACGUCAAAGACCUGAAGUACAUCAGGCUCGUGCUGACAGAGACUUUGCGGCUGUUUCCAGCACCACCAGUGCUGGCCCGGAGCCCACUUCAAUCUGUCACACUGCCGGCAGCAAAUGGCAGCAACGUGACUCUGAAGCGGGGAUCGUUGCUGCUGCUUCAGCUAGCGCAACUGCAUCGACAUCCCGGUGUCUACGAACGCCCAGAUGAGUUUUGGCCGGAGCGCUGGGCACAGGCCUUCAACUCCACCGGCCUGUAUGAUGCGGGAGGAUGGCGCGGCUACGACCCAGUGAGGGUCACAGGCCUGUACCCCACGGCUGUUGCGACAGACUACGCUUUUGUUGGCUUUGGAGGAGGCGAGUUCCAGUGCAUCGGCGAUCAGUUUGCCAUGAUCGAAUCCACGAUCAUUCUGGCCAUGCUUCUGCAGAGGUAUGACUUCAAACUCGUUUUCGAUGAUUUGGAGACCAUCGGCCUAGACAUGGCCGCUACAAUCCACACGAAGCGUGGACUCUUCAUGAGAGUCUCAGCGGCAGCUCCCUUUCCCGCACUGGCAGGUGGCGCCGAGGAGAACCUGUUCGUCCAGGAUGUCAGAGCCAGACGCGAGUACAAGCGUCUCCGCGGUUCUGCUCAACAAGCGCUGGUUGACAGCGACUUGUUCGGAGAGGCACAUGAGCACAUUGCUGCAACUGAGGUGCUUUCCGAGCAAGGCGAUGGCGAUAGCCUCGCCAUCACCCCUAAGGAUGAACCCUACGAGUACGAACUCCUGUCUCCAGAGGAAAGCAAAGCAAAGGAAGAGAUCUGGGACGAGGUAAACAAGGACCUCCUCGAGUCCUUGCAUGACAGGAAAAUGCACAGCCGCAAACGAAAGCGCCAGGAGGCAGAAAGGAAGAUAGCGGACAGGUGGCAGAAGGAGCAAAAGCAGCUGCUCCUUCUGGAACAAGCCCGUGCCCGUCGGAAGCAAGGAAGGUCCAAUCAGAAGAGGCAUUCUCGGCCAAGCGAUAUUGAAGACUAUGUUCCCUCAACCGAGGAAGAGGAUGAAGAUUCCAGUGAGCCCGAAGCCGACUUCUGGGCGGCGCAUGCGGCAGCAAGACAGAGCCACGGAGCAUGCUCCAGUCUGCCGCCGGCUUAUCGGACCCUCACUGCAAAGGAGAAGAUGGAAGCCGAACAGCAGCGCAUCAAGGAGCAAGCGAGAUUCGCGAGGAGCGUCAACGAGCUCUUCGGUGAUUGCUGA
Messenger RNA from Symbiodinium sp. CCMP2592, 2439 nucleotides. NCBI's taxonomy places the organism in Eukaryota, Dinophyceae, Suessiales, Symbiodiniaceae. The record is from the annotation of a GenBank genome assembly.